Chiloscyllium plagiosum (whitespotted bambooshark) is the source of this 4421-nucleotide messenger RNA. The record is from RefSeq and is a predicted model, not a curated record. Lineage: Eukaryota; Metazoa; Chordata; Chondrichthyes; Orectolobiformes; Hemiscylliidae.
UGAUUUCAUUUAAUUUCAGUUGCUUCAAGUCAUCCAUCAGUCAACCAGAUGGUAAAUCAGAUAUAUCAGCCUGGCAGGACGCCUUUGGGUCCCCCACCAAAUACAGGUCCUCCUUUGAGACCAACACAACCUCUGAUCACCACUAACCAUGAUCCACCACUGGCUCAAAACCUUUUGAGACACUCAACAGGAGUCAACACUGGGUCAUCUGGUGAUCAGUCAACAAUUGAUCAUUAUGAUAGUGUGGAAGGAGGAGGUGAAAUUAUGCAGCCAAUUCAACAAGGUCUCCACACUAGAAGGACACUUGGCUACUCUUAUCCCACCUUACCACCUGGCUACCAAAGCAUGGCUAGCUCUGGAAUUCCAGGUGGUCAGCUGGUAAAUACAGAAGGACCACAGCAACCCUCUCAGGUUCCACAUUUUAAUCAACUAAUGGCUGGCAUGGGUGGACUUAGCUUGCAGCAGGGUCAACAAUCAGAGGCAGCACGACCAAUAAAUCUCCUGCAGGAGAGAAACAUUCUGCCUUCAACUCCAGUCAAAGCCCCGCAUGCAAAUCUACACAAGGAACUGCAGAAACUAAACUGCAAUCCAGAUGUGUUCCGGUGUACGUUAACCAACAUCCCUCAAACUCAGUCUUUAUUGAGCAAAGCUAAGCUUCCUUUAGGAUUACAGCUGCAUCCAUUCAGAGACCUGUCACAAUUGCCUGUGGUUACAUCGAGUACCAUUGUGAGAUGUCGUUCUUGCAGAACUUAUAUAAAUCCUUUUGUCAAUUUUCUGGACCAAAGAAGAUGGAAAUGUAACUUGUGCUAUCGAGUUAAUGAUGUUCCUGAAGAAUUCAUGUACAACCCUGUGACUCGGUCCUAUGGAGAGCCACACAAGCGACCUGAAGUUCAGAGUGCUACUAUAGAAUUUAUUGCUCCUUCAGAGUACAUGCUGCGACCACCACAGCCUGCAGUUUAUCUUUACAUCUUGGAUGUGUCCCAUAACGCCAUAGAGUCUGGAUACUUAAAUGCUGUCUGCCAGUCGCUGUUGGAUAAUUUGGAAGCGUUACCUGGUGAUUCUCGUACAAGGAUAGGUUUUAUUACCUUUGAUAGCACCAUUCAUUUCUACAGUCUUCAGGAAGGUCUGUCUCAGCCUCAGAUGAUGGUGGUUUCAGAUAUAGAAGAUAUUUUCAUACCAACUCCAGACAACUUGUUGGUUAAUUUGAAUGAAAGCAAAGAGUUAAUUCAAGACUUGCUGAGAACUCUGCCACAAAUGUUUCACAAUACGUUGGAGACUCAGAGUGCCCUAGGUCCUGCAUUACAGGCUGCGUUCAAGUUGAUGUCUCCCACUGGUGGUCGUGCGUCUGUCUUCCAAACACAGUUACCUUCAUUAGGCGUAGGUGCUUUAAAGUCGAGGGAGGAUCCCAACCAGAGAUCCAGCUUAAAGGAUGUUCAGCACCUUUCUCCAGCCAUUGAUUUCUACAAGAAGCUUGCCCUGGACUGUUCAGGACAGCAGAUAGCAGUGGACCUCUUCAUGUUGAAUGGUCAAUACUCUGAUUUAGCAUCACUAACUUGCAUUUCAAAGUACUCGGCUGGUUGCAUUUACUCUUAUCCAUCCUAUCAUCACAAACACAAUCCUGUCCUGGUGGAGAAGUUUGAGAAAGACCUGAAGCGUUACUUGAUUCGAAAGAUUGGUUUUGAAGCUGUCAUGAGGAUACGAUGCACUAAAGGUCUCGCCAUCCAUACUUUCCAUGGGAACUUCUUUGUGCGUUCUACAGACUUGCUGUCCUUGCCGAAUAUAAAUCCUGAUGCAGGGUUUGCAGUGCAGAUGUCAAUAGAGGAGAAUCUGGUAGAUGUGCAGCUAGUCUCAUUUCAAGCUGCCCUAUUGUAUACUUCAAGUAAAGGUGAACGUCGUAUUCGUGUUCAUACCAUGUGUCUACCUGUUGUGAACUCUUUGUCAGACAUUUACGCAGGAGCUGAUGUUCAGGCUGUAACAUGCCUGCUGGCCAGCAUGGCUGUGGAUCGAUCAAUUUCAUCAAGUUUGAGUGACGCAAGAGAUGCUCUGGUUAAUGCUGUGAUUGAUUCGCUUUCUACUUAUCGUACUUCAGUUUUAAGCCAACAGCAGCAGCAACAGCCAGGUGUAAUGACUCCCUCUUCAUUGCGGUUGUUUCCCCUCUAUGUGCUAGCCCUACUGAAACAGAAAGCUUUCAGAACUGGAACUAGUACAAGACUAGAUGACCGAGUGUUUUCCAUGUGUGAAGUUAAAUACCAGCCUGUGUCUUACCUCAUGCUUAUGAUUCAUCCAAAUCUGUAUAGGAUCGACAAUCUGUCAGAUGAGGGAUCCAUUAACAUUAAUGAUAAAACCAUACCUCAGCCACCAAUUCUCCAGCUGUCAGUAGAGAAACUAAGCAGGGAUGGUGCCUUCUUAAUGGAUGCUGGCACUGCUUUCUAUCUUUGGCUUGGAAAGAAAUGUUGUCCAAACUUUGUGAGCAAAGUUCUUGGUGCUUCCAGUUACCCUUCCAUACCACAAAACAUGAUACAGCUUCCAGAGCUGGACACUGCUGAAUCUGAGCGAACUAGAGCUUUCAUCUCCUGGUUGCGAGAGCAAAGACCAUUUUUUCCUAUACUCCAUGUAAUUAAGGAUGAAAGUCCUCUUAAAGCCAGCUUCCUACAGAACAUGGUUGAAGAUCGGACAGAGUCAGCAUUGUCUUAUUAUGAGUUCCUACUUCAUGUACAACAGCAAGUGAACAAAUGAUCCACAAAAGAAAUGCAAGCUUCUGCUGGGUGGAGACAGCUCAUGUUGGUACAAGGGUACCAGUAUUUAUAAAUGCUUAAUAAAAUAAUUAAAUAUUGGUAUCCUUGUAAAUCAAGCAUAUUCUAGCUUUCAUUGAGCCAAUCUCAAUUUCCACACAGUAUGGAAACUUUUAAUAGGUUGGAUGAGAAAAGCAUUAUAAAUAGAAUGAAGCCAUUUUAUGUUAAAUCUAGCUGCGUACAGUUGUGAAAACCUAGGUGUACCAGUUCUGUUCAUGAGAUUUUUGGGUUUCUACUUUUGGGAGUGUGGGCUUUUUUAAAUGUCACACACGGAUGUAAGCAUGGUUCAAAUAUUCUGUAGUAAAAGCUGUGGAAACUAGAGGAAAUCAUUACUGUCUAAUUUGGUGUAAACUUUUGAUUUCAAAUCGAGCAAUGGUUCAAUGUCUGCUCCUCUUCCCCGCCCUCCAAAGAACAGACAGUACUACAAGAAAUGCUUGUGAAGGACACACCAUGUAACAGUGACAUUUUAUCACUAUUUCUGUACAUGUGGUCUUUACACCUGGCAAUUUAGGAUGACAGGGCAGACUUGAAGUCAUUGUUUGUAAUAUUAUAUGCUGAUGGAGCUGUUUAUAGAUUCUGGUCUUGUCAUCUGUAAUUGCUUCUCCUGUAUCAUUGUGCCUGGUCUUGAAUCAGCUAAAUAUGACCAUGUUCAAUGUAACAUUAUCAUAAAUUUGCUAUAUUUUUCUAGUUUCUCCUUUUUUUACUAGGAAAAUACAGAUUUAUGCAAAAGUGACUUAUUUAUGUAAUUCACAACAUAUGGUAAAGUGUGAUUUAUAUUGUUGUUGCUGUAUUGCUAAUAUUACCACAUCUUUGUGCUUGGAGUAUCAUGUGCAUCACCUUUUUAAAUUUGUCUUGAUAUUUAAGUUUGAAUGAUUCUAAUAUGCUAAUAGGCAAAGUCUGUAACAUUGCCUGCCAUGUCUGGUAUUUCUACUUGAAGAGACAAAAACUUUUGAAAUCAUUGGGACAUAUGUAUUUUACAGACAUGCUUUUUAAUACAAAAUUGUUUAAAUUAGUGAACAAGUUGAUGCUGCAAAACCUGCUGUAACAGUAUCUGGGACCACAAAUAUUCAUUUGAAAGUCCAUACACUAUGAAAUGUAAUCUGUAAAUAGUAAAUUGCAUUUUGUAAAGUAGUGUAUAAAAUUGUAACAAAUUAAAUCCUAAUUCUCUUAAAAGUUUCUAAUACUGAGGCCUUGAAUAUUGAUGUGCUGUGCAAUUCCUUAGCUUUUUUGGGGGUGUGCGAAUGGGGCUAUAUUUCUAGCAUGUGAUUAUAAAAUAACAUUGCACUCAGCAGUAUUGUAGCUACUGUGUUGAAAUGAAUGAAAAGAAGACUGUUUGUGAUGGUCACUGUACCUCAAUUUGUUUUUCUUUGUGGGAAUAAUUUGCAAUUGGAAACCAUCUAUAAACUAAAUGUCUUAAUGUAUGGCUGAAUUUGGCAGUACAGAAAAUGACUGUUUGAAUGACAAAUUGAAUAAGAAAACACUGUUUGGAGUGUAGCUGUUUCUGUAUUUGAAAUGGCUCAAAACAAAAGGUUCAAUUGCAUUUCUCAUUUGCCUAUUUAAUACUGUUUUCUGACUCUGUUUUCCAAAUAAAUACUUAUUCAGAUUGGAGUUAAAUAUCCCAGCUGAUGG